Messenger RNA from Caenorhabditis briggsae, 858 nucleotides. The record is from RefSeq and is a predicted model, not a curated record. NCBI's taxonomy places the organism in Eukaryota, Metazoa, Nematoda, Chromadorea, Rhabditida, Rhabditidae. The transcript has 4 exons. Gene Ontology annotation, molecular function: protein binding. Bases 1 to 858 code for a protein of 285 amino acids.
AUGUCUGAAACCUCAGCUUUCAUCUACGAGUCCCCUUUUGCUAAAACCGAUAAAACUGAUGCGAUUCUAGUGGUUGAGGAAAAGAAAUUGCAUGUCAAUAAAGCGAUUCUCUCCUACCAUUCCGACUACUUUAACACCCUUUUCAACUCGGAUUUAAAGGAAAAAUCGAUGCCAGAAAUCGAAAUUAAGGAUGUCAAAUUUGAGGAUUUUGCUACAUUGCUCAGUCUUGUUCAUGAGAAGCCUAUAAUGCCAACACUCGAAAACGCCGAACGCAUUCUAGAACUUUCCGAUCGAUUUUUGAUGCCUUCUGUUAAAAAUGUCGUGGAAAUGUUUCUGAUUUCAACUUCCGAAUUUGGUCGUAAAUAUAGGAAGGAACGAAUGAUGAGAAAACAUGAAAACCUAGAAAUGUCUAAAACUCCAGCUCCUAGUCUCUGUGAGACCAUAUCUGCCGAAUCUAACAAAACUGAUGCAAUUCUAAUUCUCUCCUACCAUUCCGACUACUUUAACGUCCUUUUCAACUCUGAAUUCAUGGAAAAAUCGAUGGCAGAAAUCGAAAUUAAGGAUGUCGAUUAUGCCGAUUUCGCAGCAUUUAUCAGUCUUAUCACUGAUAAACCAAUAGAGUACAAAAAUUUCGAGAACAUUCUAAAUCUUUCCAAUCGAUUUUUGAUGCCUUCCGUUAGAUUUACAAUCGAAAAUUACUUGGCUUCUUGUCAUGAAAUUAGAUUUCCGGAGACAUUCAAAAUCGCUGAUGAGUACAAUUUGGAGAAUCUUAUGGAUUAUCUUAUGAGAUAUGAAACUGGAACCAGAGAGGAAAAUAUUGAUGCGAUACGACGUUUUCUUAGGCGGCGAAGUUGUUGA